This is a messenger RNA of Cydia strobilella, 7345 nucleotides long. RefSeq names its product voltage-dependent calcium channel subunit alpha-2/delta-3 (gene stol). The coding region runs from base 604 to 4200 and encodes 1198 amino acids. The record is from RefSeq and is a predicted model, not a curated record. NCBI's taxonomy places the organism in Eukaryota, Metazoa, Arthropoda, Insecta, Lepidoptera, Tortricidae. Gene Ontology annotation, cellular component: voltage-gated calcium channel complex. Gene Ontology annotation, molecular function: voltage-gated calcium channel activity. The transcript is spliced from 26 exons.
CGGGCGGGUUUUGACGGCAACGGCAACACCGCCUGCGACAUUCCUUAGAAAACGGGAGCGCGGGAAUCAAUAAAGGAUUUCCUGGCGGCGUGCCCACGCAUGUGCGUUCCGACGAGCACGAGCGCUGCUGCUGCGGCGACCACACUGGUCCCGACCAUGCCGCGGCCACGACACUUUAUGCCCCGCUCAAAUUUUACUUCCUACUUACAGGUGUUUCAGGAUCAAUUAAGCAGUUUACCAUCACCGAGGACCGCACCGGUCGCUGACCAUCAACCCUCUGAACGAAUAAAUCUCAGUAAUAAGUAGUAGGCUGUGUUAUUGGGCGUAUGAUCGGUGCGCAACGCCACUGCGGCUGCGGGGCGCGGACGGCGGCGGGGGUGGCGGCCGGCGCGGCGGCGCGCUGCCGGCAAGCUUCCCGCGCGGCACGUUUGUCCUCGCCCGCGGCUCGCCCGCACCACCGUCUCGGUCCGACCUAACCUGAUAUUUUACACACUCGAUGACUCACAAACAUACCGGCUCUGACACCAGGGUAGUGUAGUGCGAUCGUGUUAGAUGUGAGCGGUAGUGCUGUGUGGUUCUGGUGCCUGUGAUGUGGGGAGUGCGAUGGCGCUGAGAGGCAGCAUGUCGCCUCUGGCGCUGUUCAUGCCUCUGCUAGCGGUCGCCGCGCUUGCAAACCAGUUAGAGGACAUACCCCACAAUGAAGUCAAAAACUGGGCGUUGAAAUUCGGCGUAGAUUUAUGGGAAUUUGGAAGGCACUUCACCAAAAUGAAUCAAAUACAAAACAAAUACCACGAGUACAACGUGGAGGUGGCGCGCAAGGACGGGCUGCUGCUGGUGCGGGAGCUGGCCGCCGAGGUCAAGAACCACAUGGACUUCAAAAUUAACGCCGUCAUGCGUAUUAUGGACUCGGCAGAGGCGGCAGCGCUAUCGUCGGGCGGCGCGGACGGCCCGGGCGCGUACUACGACGCGCGCUGGCUCAACGUGCACGCCGACGACGGUACGCUGGCCGCGCGAGCACGCCGCCUCGUGCUCGCGCCCAGCCGACACUUCGACCAUAUCGCCGUCAACGCGAGCUACAGCGCGGUGCUGAUGCCACCCUACAUCAACGUUGAAAACGGCGACGUGCAGAAUCAGAUCGCGUGGUCCGAGCACCUCGACCCUCUGUUUGUGAACAACUACGACAUCGAUCCGUCGCUCUCGUGGCAAUACUAUGCCUCAUCCACUGGCUUCAUGAGGCGGUAUCCAGCCAUGUCCUGGCCUCCUGAAGACGGCUAUUCGCACCACGCGCGCGACUUCUACGACUUUCGCUCGUCCAACUGGUUCGUGGAAGCGGCCACUUCUCCCAAAGACCUGGUCAUCCUUCUGGACGACUCGGACGACCUCGGCUCUUCAUACUGGAGGCUGGCUAAGGCUACAGUAUCUGGGUUACUGGACACUCUCGGCCCGAAUGACUUCGUCAACGUGUAUCGGUAUAGCGAUACCGUGUCGGAGAUACAUUCGUGUUACACGAAGAUUUUGGCUCAGGCUGUGCCGGAAACGAUAAGGGAGCUGAAAACCGCGCUGUGGGGCGCCGAGGCGACGGGCGGUGCGGCCAAUAUGACUGGAGCGCUCACUACUGGAUUCGAAAUUUUGCAUAGGUAUAACCGCACCGGGCUAGGCUGUCAAUGUAACCAAGCCAUCGCGGUGGUGGGCGCGGGCGGCGGCGCGGCGGGCGUGAAGGGCGUGUUCCGCACGUGGAACUGGCCGCACAUGCCCGUGCGCAUCUACAGCUAUGGCGUGGGUGGCGACGCUGCUUCCAGCCACAGCAUGAAGGACAUGGCUUGCACAAACAAAGGUUUCUACGUGUCGAUAAACGAGCACUCGGAGAUCAGACCGAAGGUGUUGCAUAUGAUCGAGGUACUGGCACGACCGCUCGUCAUGUACCAGACUAUGCAUCCUGUGCAUUGGAGCCCCGUUUACGUUGGCGGAAGGAGCAGCAACCUGGACGACGAUGGGAUGGGCCAAUUGAUGACGUCAGUGACGGUGCCGAUAUUCGACAGGAGAAACCAUACGCAUCGAGAAGCUAAUUUACUCGGUGUGGUGGGCACAGAUGUACCUGUCGAUCAAAUAAAGAAGCUCGUUCCACCAUACAAGUUGGGAGUAAACGGUUACUCAUUCAUGGUGGAUAACAACGGGCAUGUGUUGUAUCAUCCGGAUCUCAGGCCUUUGUAUACCAAUGAGGAAUACACUGAGACGCUCCGUCCGCUCUACUCCAGCGUGGACCUGACAGAUGUAGAGCUGCUCGUGGACGCGGACGAGAAUUCACGCGUCAACCUCACGUCUCUACUGCUCGAUCUUCGACACGACAUGAUUGAACAACGCGAGGGUGAAACAGAGAUCGGUGUGAAAGUGCAAUAUGGCAGCAUGCGCCGCGUAGCCACGCGCCGACAGCGUUAUUUUUACAGUCCAGUAGAAGGGACGCCGUACUCUCUCGCCAUAGUGCUGCCCGACGGCUAUGGCAUGUACGAGCUGCAGGCCGAGCAGGAGGUCAAGCACAGUCCUGUCAACGUUACCGAAUAUUUUAAAGGAGAUAACUGGAAAAUCCACCCAGAAUGGGUGUACUGCGAGUACGCAUCUACGUCCGAGCAGACAUUCAACUCUGCAGAGGAACAGUUAGUGCACUUCCUGGCGCGCGCGGGUCGCCCCGGCUGGAAGUGGAUGAGCCUGCGCCCGCGCGCGCUCACGCUGCACAACAUGCACAAGAAGCAGGACCGGGACUCCUAUUACUGUGACAAGAAUUUAGUUCAAUCACUCGUACGGGAUGCUAUGGUAAUAAAAGAAUUGGACGCACACACUGGACACGCGAGCCACCACAACCACCCGAUAGCAACUUUAAUGGCACUGCUGACAAGGCAAGGGCGGUUCCACAAGUUCGUGGUCUCGAUGUCGUUCAUCGCCACGCGCAGCGGCCUCUUCCGAUGGACGGACAACAACAACAGCACGAGGACUGGUGACACCUCUGAACCUCACUUCAGCGAGCGCUACGCACGCGCGUUCGACUCCGAGUGGUACCGACGCGCCGUCGAGCACCACAACAUUGAGCCGGAGAGCUUCGUGUUUUCCGUGCCGUUCCGCGACGGCGCCGAGUCCGCCGCGCCGCCGUUGGUUCUGGCCACGCACGCUGUGUUCGUGGAGUCGCGCGGACACCGCGCUCCAGCGGCCGUCGUCGGCCUGCAGUUCCAACUGGACUCGCUCGCUAAGCACUUCCUCAACGUUACAUCUACGUGCACAGCUGGUACAGUCUGCAAGAAGACGUGUGCAGGCGACGCGCUCGACUGCUACAUUCUGGAUGACAACGGUUUCAUCAUCCUAUCGGAGGACGCGGCGCAGACCGGCCUGUUCUUCGGCCAGGUGGACGGCACCAUCAUGGACUCGCUCGUGCAGGACCGCAUCUACAAAAAAGUCACAGUCCAUGAUCGCCAAGGACGUUGCCCGGACUCCAGGAAUCCUUUCAGUGGGGAUGGAAAUAAGCUGACGCCGUUUAAGCCUCUAUCGUGGCUUGGAGGAUAUCUCACCAGUUUAAUAGCGGUCUGGUUUCCGCUAUGGCAGCCGGCCAACGCUCACGCUCACCCCUAUGCGGACGAUGAUAUGGACUACGAAGACUACGAACACGAUGGUGACGAUGAUCCCGAGGAGGAAGAGCGCGACCGUGGCAAAUACGAGAUCAUCAUCGAUGGGUACGGCGCGGAGAGGCCGGUGGAGCGGCCGGCCGGCGCGCCGCGCGAGCCGCCGCGCGAGGCCGCGCGCUCCGCCGCCGUGCGCCCCUGUGACACCAGCGCCGAGCUGUUCACGCUGCAGUCCACGAGGCUCAACGCUGCGCAGCCGCUCAAGGGCAAGCUCACUAACUGCCACAACUCCGGCUGUGAGAGACCGUUCAGCGUCCAAAAGAUCCCGCACAGCAACCUGAUCCUACUGGUGGUGGACACGCUGUGCCCGUGCGGCGCCAAGCGGCUGGACGUUCGCGCACGCGAGGCUCCGCCGCGCACCGUGUGCCGCCGCCACCCCGCGCACGCCACGCGCCGCCGGCCUCGGCACUGCGUCUCAUAUCACCCAGAGGAAAUCGAAAUCCUUUCGUGCGGCCGCGGCUCGAGUACUCGGGCGCCGUGGGCGCUGCUGCUGGCCACAGUGGCGGCGCUGCGGUGGCUGGCGCGCGGCACGUGACUGCCCGCCCACCUUCGCUAACUCCAUCUUUGCUAGAACGCGAGCCCGGAGCUCGAGCUCAUCGGACAAACCCGCUAAAUGUUCCAGCAUCUUUGUUAUAUCCACAUUCUACUUGUUCGAGAGCUUCGAGGUAUUGUUGUUCAGUGCUCCAGUGUGAGGACAGUUGGCGAGCGCUCCCGGGCGGGCCGGCGGAGCACCGAGGCCCCGCCCUCGAGCUCUCCUAGGUUACGUCGCGCGGAACCACGAGAGUGGAUCUAUUUUACCGACUGAAGUUUUGGUCCGACCAAAUGAACUUUUGACCUUGUUUUGAGACAGGACGAUACUCGAUUUAGGAAACGAUAAUAAAUAAAAUUAAUACUUCUCCCUCUCGGUUAAGUUUCAAAUUUCAUAUUGCGGUAGGUUCAUACCGCCGCGUGCAGUAAUAGGUAGGUAACGAAUAUCUUGUUAAAUUUAAAUCGAAGAUUAUUACAAACUUGGAGAUCGUAUAAAUUAUAGCUAAUGUUAAUAGAUAUUGAAAGAUAAAUUAAUGUAAAAUAAAGAUACCUAUGGUUUAAAAAAUGUUUUAGAAAAAUUUACCUCUGUUGAUCCGAAACUCGAUUUAUUUCUUGAUAUCUGUCAUUCACAUAUUUAUAUCGCUUAACUUAUUAACUAGUUGCAUAGGGUUGAUGUAAAUAAGAAAUAUUUUAUUUGUAGGCAGUUCUUUUGCUGAAUUUAUGUGUGCCCGUGCAUGUUACCUGUUAGCCGUGGUGUCGAGGACACAAUCGUAUUGACUGUUACCUAUUUUAGAAAAUUACAUCUACUCGAUAACAUACUAGUGAUUGUAAUUUGCCCGCCCGCUUUUGAUUGUAAUUUGUGAAAUCCAAAAUGGCUUAUUUAGGCCCUGUGGGUACCAGUGACAGAUUGGCAGCCCACUUAAUACAAUUUUGAUCUCACUUUAAUGCAAGGAUAAGGCUUCUUCAUUUAUAUAAACUUACAGCUACUGUCUCAUGUAGUCAGCAGAAGAAGUGGCUAAGCGAGGCAGGAUGUCCGAAAUAAUUUGCACAGGCUCUUAUUCUCUUAAGAACAAAGUUGUGUUCAGAUAAUUGUAAACACUUCGCCCGCUUAGCUUCUUCUGCUGUUGACUGAUCAAAUGAACACGAGCCGCAGCCGGCGCGGCGCUACUCCUCGACACCGCGAUGUGCCCACUUUCAUACGUCUAGUUGUUAGUGAUUUUCUCGCCUAAUCUUCAAAUAAUGCUGUAAUUGGGGAAUCUGUAAACAGUUCCAUAUUUUUAUUGUAAAUAUUUUACUAACUUAAAUGGCCUACUACAAUUUUAGAACGUGUGUUGCUAAUAUUUAAGUCGUUCGAUAAUUGAAUUAAUGAAACUACGUCAUUUCGAUUCAUCAUUAUUCCGUAAUUCUGAUGUCAGGAUAAUUUUUCAAAAUCAGCACUUUUUACUUUCAUACAAAGAUUGACUUUUGACAGUAUUAACAAGAUAAGCUCAUACAUACACUUGUUUACAUAUUUGAUAUAAAUGUGAAGCUAAAUAUAAUUAAAGUUGAGAUCCCGUAUACCUUCUUACCUAUCGAAUAUAGACAUUUUGUAUAUCAUAUCAAAUAGUAAGUAUAUAUUUAUAAUCUAGUACACGAGUACGCAGCUUGCUAUUGUCCGUUGUAUGUAUAAUUCUAAACGUGUGAAAUAGUACAAAAACCAUAGACAUGUAUAAAAUACUUAACACACUGGAAGUGCCAAACCACAGUCUAUACCUUUUAUUUCCGAUUACAGAUUUUAGUGAGUGCUGGUGAAAGUUAGUUUAGUAAACGCCUGUAUGGGGUUUAAAAAACGGCGCCUGAAUUUACGCAUGAAUAAAAUAAAUCAUCUUUGGAAAUUCUGAACACCCUGGAUAUUGUAAAUGUACUUUGUAAUACAAUUUAAAUAUUCAUAUUAAAUAAUUAAAAGCGACAUGGUAGGUACUUUACCUAUGACAAUGUCCAAAUGUUAAGGUUGACCAUGUUGCUAAAUCCCGAGGACAAUGGUGAGCGACUACUUGUCCAUCACAUGUUGGGCACAGCGAUCUGUUCUACCUAUACCUACCUACCUAAUGCAUUGAAGCACUAACAAGAGAAUUGGCAAUUAAAUAUAAAGGUAGGUAUGUGAAGCAAGAUGGCUGAGAACGACACAAACGUAUCAUCGACUAGAUCGGUCAUAUCACGUAUUGUAACAUACACAUAUUCAAAAUAUAAAGACAAUUGUUGGAGGGCGAUUUUGAGAAAUUGUACAUUUUGUAUAAAUAAUACAGUAAGGAGUCGAUAUAAUGGCGUAGUAGAGGUUUGUUGUACGGGUGAGUGGCGAAUGGCGAACGACUGGUGAUUGAAUUGCUUCUAGCAAGCGUCGAGUCUUCCAUAGCAGUCGAACGCGUCUCGAGUGUUUACUAUAACGUCUAAGUAUUAAACGAUAAUAAUAUAGCGUAAUAUACUUAACAUAGCAUAUAGCUGAGCCCGCCGGGCGCGGGGCUGAGUGGGUUUUUUACUGGCACUUGGCGGGAUUUAGUUUUACAAGAAUAUAGACACAAAACGAAUACCUCGUUUAGUUACGCAAAACGUAAAUAGCUAGACAGAAUUGUGAUUAUUUCGCGUUUAUUUCUCGAACAUAUCAAUUCAGGCACCAAAUGAAACUAUAGUGUAAGCGAUUUACUAAUUGAUUCUAUGUGAUUUUCGAAUACCUAAGUUAAGUUUACCUAUCAAGUGAAACAGUGAUCUCAAAAACUAUGCCACUUUUACAUUUCGCAUUAUCGGUGUUGUACGUUUUGCUCGAAAAAGAAAAGCUGUUUUUCACAUUCUAUCAUUAUGAAAUUAUUUCCUUUCUCCCAUUAUAAUAUUUUCAUUAAUUAAAGUUACUACAAAACUUUUUAGGAUUAUUUUAGAGAUCUGUUUUAGAAUUAGGCACGUGGACAACAAUUUUGAAGUCACUGUUUUUAAUAUUAUUUCUUGUAUUCACGUAAUAAGUUGUACGAUUGGUAUAGUUCUAAUAUUGGGCACGGCCACUCUUUGAACAUGGUUCUUUAGUGGGAAUUUAGAGAAGUACUUACUCUUCUUUUGUUAAUUUCCGGAUCAUGCUAUAGAUAUACGGUAAUUAAAACAAUAAAGUUCUCUUAUAAACAUUGUGA